AUGUUCAAGAAGGACUUGUCGGCGGGCGCAAAGUCCAAAGUGAAGUCGUCGGUUCAGCGGGCCAUCCGAGCCAAAGUCCUCGAGACGUAUCCGGACCUCGAGCCGUGCAUUGACGAUAUCAUGCCCAAGAAGAGUCAACUGGAUUUGGUGAAACUUCCCGACCGCGUCUCCCUCUACGUCCUCGAUGACCACCCUCUCUUCUACCAACACAUGGACGACCCUCUGAUCCCGCACCUAAAACUAGUCCACCAAUACCCCAAAUGCUUCAAACACCUCCGCAUUGACCGCGGCGCGAUCCGCUUCGUCCUGUCCGGCGCAACAUUAAUGGUCCCCGGCCUCAUCUCCGCUGGCGGCUGGCUACCUGACAAGGACCAAGAGGUCAAGGCCGGGGAGAUUGUCGCCAUCACGGCAGAAGGCAAGGAAGAAGUAUGCAUGAUUGGGAUCUUGGAGGUGGGGACCGAGGAAAUGAAGGCAAAGAAGAAGGGAGUCGCCAUGAGUGCCGGACACUAUUUGGGAGACGGGCUGUGGAAGCUGGACUUGAGCUGA
Molecule: messenger RNA, 546 nt
Organism: Fonsecaea multimorphosa CBS 102226
Lineage: Eukaryota; Fungi; Ascomycota; Eurotiomycetes; Chaetothyriales; Herpotrichiellaceae
Exons: 3
Coding region: 1-546 (181 amino acids)
Biological process (GO): formation of translation preinitiation complex
Molecular function (GO): RNA binding
Source: RefSeq, a predicted model, not a curated record